AUGCCUCAAGAUUACGAAGUGACCCGGAAGCUUUGGGAUGGACGAGUGCCCGUGCAGUUCGUUCUGGAUAGUGCAGAAUUCCUCCAGCGGUCUACAAAACCGUUUUGUGUUGGUUUCAUUUGCUUACUUUUUCCACUAAAAGCAAUGGUACCUCGAAUGAGUUAUUUCCCAUUGAUACUACCACGUGUUCUACAGUAUUUCAAUACUGUCGUUGAGCCGAUUGCUGUGGAUUCGGUUUGGUUACAAUACAACGGUCAGCCGUUGAAAUGGUAUACGCAUUACUUUCAGAACAACUUACUUCCUUACAUGCAUUCAAACGUUGAGUACGUAUUGAAGAAUUUCCCAAAAGAAGUGAUGCGUUGUACCGGUGAUGCCUUGGAAAGCGUAUUUAUCCAGUCAAUCAAAGAAGCCGAUCAGUUGAAACAUAAAGCAGAUAUCAUCAACUCGAUGAAGUCCGAGGAGCAUAAGCAGUUAUGGAAUGGCCUCGUUCAAGAGUUUGAAUCGUUCGUUAGUUUCGAUAUCAGAAACGUUUACUUGUCAGAUCGAUUUGACGAGUUUUGGUCAGUGAAUAAAAAACUGAUGGAAAAUAGUGAUUCAAGAGCAAUUUUGCACGUACCGAUACGUAUCUACGAGGCUCGCCAGCCAUUCCGACAAAUAUUGGUAACGCCUUACAAUGAAAAUGGUGGACGACGGACUCUAGCGGAUGUUCUCGAAAUGAUUCAUGUAAAUGAAACAGACAAAAAUGUUGUUUCGCAUGGAAUUUUGCUGCCAUCCGAAACUCCUCUAUUAUGGAUGGCCGAAAAUUUUUGCUAUUUGGAUAAUUUUAUUCAUAUUGUUCUUGUACCACAGUCUGUUUAG
Anisakis simplex (herring worm) is the source of this 858-nucleotide messenger RNA. The record is from the annotation of a GenBank genome assembly. Lineage: Eukaryota; Metazoa; Nematoda; Chromadorea; Rhabditida; Anisakidae.